AGCAUGACGAGAGGCCAGGAUGUCGGAAAAGCAUUGGAACGGCAUAUGGGCGUUGGGCUCUCCGAGGUCGCAUGUCCGCACGGUGACCGCACAGUGGGUGGCGGUUGGGCGGGGACACCCUGCAUGGUGUGAUCGCAGAACCGCGGCGAGUUCCGAGGGAGGGUGGAGGUGGAGGUCGGCGCGCUUGGAAAAAGUGUGAUGGGCCCUAACUCGAGCUGCCCACCCACAGACCGUGUUGAUACGACUCGAGCGAGCAUGCAUCCCAUCUCACUUAUACUCACCAUCUCAUCUUCAGCGCGCGCGGUUGACGACUCCCCCAGUUCUUCGUGCGCCGCUCAUCCUCUCCCCCUCUCCCUCUCCUCCCGGCUUCUCACCAUGGCCGUCCUCACCCCCACCCCGUCGGCCGACAUGGAGAAGGGACUCCCGCUCGAGGCGUCCUCGCCCUCGCCGCCCUCGUCGUACGCCGCGAAGAAGUACGACGGGCUGCGCGGCCGCGCGGUCCGCACGAUGGACUUUCUCGUCGAGCACGGCGUCGAAGAGCGCGGCAUUCAGCCCCGCCCCGAGGACGAGCGCGAGCCCCUCGGCUGGCGCUCGUACCUGCCGCAGCUGGCGUUCUGGGCCGCCAUGAACACCAACAUCCUCACGUUCUCCGAGGGCAUGAUCGGUAUCCUCAAGUUCCGUCUCGAUUUCAAGUCGGCUGUGCUCGUCAUUGUCAUCUUCACGUUUGUCAUGUGUCUUCCCGCGGCGUGGCUCGCGACCAACGGGCCCCGGACGGGCAUGCGCCAGAUGGUGCAGGCGCGCUAUGCGAUGGGAUACUUCCCCACUAUCAUCAUCGGUCUCGCGAACUGCAUUACGUUUGUUGGAUACUUGUCCCUCCAGUCGAUCCUUGGCGGGCAGUGCCUUUCCAUCGCUAGCGAGGCCGACAUGUCGUGGACCGUGGGCAUUGUGGUCGUCACGGUUAUUUGUGUCUGCCUAUCCUUCAUCGGCCUCCGCGCCCUGCACAUCCUCUCUCUCACCACUCUCCCAGUUAUUUUCCUGGUGUACUUGGUCCUGGUCGGUGUCAACGGCGACAAGCUGCACUUUGCCCUCAACGACGCUGCUCAGGCUGCUUCCAAGGUCACGGCCUGGGGUAUCCUCGGGUAUGGCGCGACUCAGAUCGGCUUCACCGCCUCGUACGCCGGCAUGGCCAGUGACUUCUCCACCCUUCUGCCAGCCAACACGCCGCGCCUCCCGCUCUUCUGUUGCGUCUACUUUGGCCUCGCGCUGCCCAUCAUCGUCCUCCAGAUCUUCGGCGCGGCGUGCGCGCUCGCCGCCCGCUCCAUCCCGGCGUGGGACACGGCCGCGCAGAUCGGCGCGCCCAACCUCGUCUUCACGAUGUUCGGCGCGGGCGGGCCUGCCAAGUUCGUCAUGGUCCUCUUCUGCUUCAGCGUGACCGCCAACGUCGCCCCGACGAUCUACAGCUGUGGCCUUUCUGGACAGGUCGUUUUCCCAUUCCUCGUCCGCGUGCCGCGCUACUUCCUCGCCAUCAUCGUCACGGCCAUCUACCUCCCCGUAGCGAUUGUCGGGAGCACGCACUUCUUCACGAUGAUGCUCAACUUCCUCGGCGUCCUCGGCUACUGGACGUCGCUGUACCUCCCGCCUGCGCUCGUCGAGCCCAUCCUGUUCCGCAACCCCGUCAACUCGAUCACCUACCCCGUCGAUGCGUGGAACAAGCCGUCCAAGCUGCCAUGGGGCCUGGCGUUCGUUAUCUCCGCCGCAUGUGCUGUCCCUGUUUGCGCGGCUGGCAUGUCGCAGACGUGGUGGAAGGGCUGGAUUGCCCGCAAGAUCGAGGGAUCGGGCGACCUUGGCUUCGAGCUGGGCUUUAUGGUUGUGCUCAUCCUCUUCAUCCCGCUGCGCUACAUGGAGCGCAAGUGGUCUGGGCGGUAGAGGUGGGGACAUGGAGUACUAGACACCUAUAUACGUUACGUUAUCAUGGACAUAAUGGUCUUGG
Molecule: messenger RNA, 1990 nt
Organism: Cutaneotrichosporon oleaginosum
Lineage: Eukaryota; Fungi; Basidiomycota; Tremellomycetes; Trichosporonales; Trichosporonaceae
Biological process (GO): transmembrane transport
Cellular component (GO): plasma membrane
Molecular function (GO): transmembrane transporter activity
Source: RefSeq, a predicted model, not a curated record